AUGGAGAAAAACCUAGUUGUUUUAUUCCUUAUCAUUUUUAUGGUUUAUUUGGUUGCAGUGAAUUUGUGUUCAGCAUCUCAAGCCCCAGAUCAGAUGAAGAAGCAAUGUGAUCAAAAGCUGCUCAUUCGAAUGAAAACUGAAUGUCUACCUUGCUCUUUAAAUCUCGAAACCCAGUGUCCUGCUGGAUACACCAAAAUUACGAAUGGGACUGGGAUACCAGAUUGCAGGUAUUAUCUAGAAAUUAAAACACACACUCUUUCUUUUCCUGGAUGUCGGCAUCUUUGUAUGAAGGAAUUUGAACAACCUGAGUGCUGUCAGGGACACUGGGGCCCAGACUGUAUGGCAUGUCCAGGAGGAGCUGCAUCACCAUGCAACAAAAGAGGACUCUGCUCCCAGGGUAUAAAUGGGAAUGGAACAUGCACCUGUCAGAAAGGAUUUGGUGGGACAGCCUGUGAAAAAUGUGCUGAAGAUCAUUUAUUUGGCCCUCACUGCACACCAGUUUGCAACUGUGUUCAUGGAGUAUGCAACAGCGGAAUUACAGGAGAUGGAAGAUGUACAUGCUUGUCUGGAUACCAAGGGCUCAGCUGUGAUCAGCCAAUAGCUGAAUGCAAGGCCUUACAGUGCCCUGCAAACUCCAGGUGCUCUGCUUCUCCUGAAGAUGGAACAAGGCUGGAAUGUACAUGUCUGCCCAAUUACCAUGGCGAUGGCAAACAAUGUGAACCUAUCAACCCAUGUUCCAAAAAGGUCUGUGAUUCCAAUGCUGACUGCACUUACCUUGGACCAAAUCAUCACAAAUGUACCUGCAAAGAAGGUUACAGAGGUGAUGGUCAAGUCUGCUUACCCAUAGACCCUUGUCAAGCAGUAUUUGGAAAUUGUCCUCCACAGUCUACCAUUUGCAUAUACGAUGGUCCAGGAAAGUCCCACUGUGAAUGCAAAAAACAUUACACAAACUUUGUACCAGGAAAAGGAUGCAGCAUGACAGACAUCUGUAAAACAAACAACACCUGCCAUAAGAAAGCUAAAUGCUCAAUGACUGCACCAGGACAAAUUAUGUGCACUUGCCAGGUGGGCUACAUCGGGAAUGGCUUUGUAUGCUAUGGGAACAUCAUGGAACGACUUAGAGACUUGAAUGCUGAAGUAGGAGGACAGUGGCAAGGAAAACUGACAUCUGCCUUAUCUCUCAUGGAAAAUGUCUAUGAGUGGCCACUGAGUAGUCUGGGACCAUUUACCGUGCUUGUACCAACAAACAAGGGGCUCAAAGGUACAAAUAUAAAGGACCUUCUGAAUAAUAAACAGAAAGCACAGUACUUUGUGAAACUCCAUGUAAUUGCUGGUCAGUUGAAUACCAGUAGUUUGAAUAAUACUAAUGUAAUAUAUACUUUGACUGGCAAGGCAGGGGAGAUAUCAAAGGGAGAAAAGGAUUAUCAAUUAAGAAUUAGAAUUCAAGGAGGAAGCACAAAAGGAAAACUUUUGCAGGGGAACAUAAUUGCUUCCAAUGGGAUUUUGCACAUUAUUGACAAAGCCAUGGAUAACAUGGACCCAACAUUUGAAAGCAGUGAAGAGGAAACAAUAAUAUCAGUGCUUCAAGAAAAUGGAAGAUACAGCCAAUUUGCAUCCCUGAUAGAGAAAACUGGCCUGGGAGUGGCUUUACAACAGAAUAAUAGACCUUACACAGUCUUUGUUCCAAGUAAUGAUGCUCUGAACAGCAUGAAAUCCAGGGAUCUGGAUUACCUGCUUUCCACAGAGGGUUCAUGGAAGCUUUUAGAGCUUGUCCGAUAUCACAUUGUUUCCAGUGUCCAGCUAGAGAUUGCCAGCCUCAUCUCAAUAGAGCACGUGAGAAGCAUGGCAAAGCAGUUCAUCUACUUUAACAGGACCAGCACUGGACAAGUCCUGGUGAAUGGAGAAGUGGUGGAAGAAACAGAUAUUGUUGCAAAAAAUGGUCGCAUUUAUACUCUUGCAGGAGUUCUUAUCCCAUCCACAAUUGUUCCGAUUCUACCACAUCGGUGCGAUGAGACAAGAACUCAAGUUGCAAUGGGUACCUGUGCAAGUUGUUUAUUGCACACAUUGCCUUCCUGUCCACAGGAUUCAACGCCUAUACCUUUCGCAAAACGGAGAUGCAUUAUUGAAGGUGCAACCUUUCCAAAAACUGGCUGUGCUAGAUACUGCAAUAUAAAAAUAAAGAAACCAAAAUGUUGCAAAGGCUUCUUUGGCCCUGACUGCAGUCCAUGUCCAGGAGGUUUCUCCAAACCCUGCUCAGGAAAUGGACAGUGUGUGGAUGGCAUGAAUGGAAAUGGAACCUGUAUUUGUGCUGAUGCAUUUCAAGGUUCACACUGUCAGUUCUGCUCAGACCCUGGCAGAUAUGGACCUCAAUGUGACCAAAAAUGCCUCUGCAUUUAUGGAAAAUGUGAUAACCGAAUAGACAGUGAUGGGAUCUGUCUUCCUGGCUCAUGUAGAAGUGGAUAUACAGGGAAAUUCUGUGAUAAGCAAAUUGUUCCAUGUGAGCCCUCCUUACAGUUCUGUCAUGCACAUGCAGACUGCCAGCUUAGCAAUGGUGCAGUGAGCUGUGUUUGCAAACCUGGCUAUGAGGGAGAUGGAAUGACCUGCAGCAGAGUUGAUCCCUGUGCUAACCUAAAUCCAGGUGGCUGCAGUACCAAUGCUGAGUGUAUUCAGACAAGCAUUGGAGUACACACAUGUGCUUGCCAGGCAGGAUGGACUGGUGAUGGAAGAGACUGCUCAGCCAUCAACAACUGCCUGCUGCCUUCCUUAGGAGGGUGCCAUGAAAAUGCAACCUGCAUAUAUGUAGGGCCUGGUCAGAAUGACUGCAAAUGUAAGGACGGAUUUCGGGGGAAUGGAAUUGAAUGCACAGCAAUAAACUCAUGCUUGGAACAAAGUGGAAAAUGCCAUCAUCUGGCAACUUGUCAGUUUGAAUCUUUGCAUGGCUGGAAGUGCGUGUGUCCAAAGGGCUACGAAGGAGAUGGUAGAAUAUGCUAUGGAAGUGCAGCAGAUGAGCUAUCUACUCUGUCAGAAGCAGCUGCAUUUAAUCAAUGGGUUAACGAGGCUGAGAUAAACUCAGUGUUGUCCACCACCUCAAAUCUAACUGUCCUCGUGCCUUCUCUUCAAGCAACUGAAAACAUGGAUGAAGAUGAGAAAGCUUUUUGGAUGUCAAAAAGCAACAUCCCAACCCUAUUGAAGUAUCAUGUAUUGACAGGAGCUUACAGCUUUGCUGAUUUACAGAAUUUAUCAUCCUCUGAUAUGCUGCCAACAUCUCUACAGAGCAACUUCCUACACUUAUCUGAAGAAAAUGGGAACAUCACGGUUGAAGGAGCUCACAUCAUAGUUGGUGAUGUUGCAUCCACAAAUGGGAUCAUACAUGUUAUUGAUAAGGUUCUGACCCCACCUCGAAGCACCAUAAUGCCAAGGCUGCUGGCUCGCUUAGAACAGAUGCCUGAUUACUCCGUUUUCAGGGGCUACAUUAUUCAAUACAGCCUAGCAGAUGAAAUAGAAGCUGCAAACACAUAUACAGUGUUUGCCCCAAAUAAUGAUGCCAUAGAAAAUUACCUAAGGGACAAAAAGUCUACUGUGGACGAGGACCAAAUUCGAUAUCAUAUUGUGCUGGAUGAGAAGCUCCUGAAGAAUGACCUGCACAAUGGCAUGCACAGGGAAACUAUGCUUGGGUUCUCCUAUCAAGUUGGAUUCUUCCUCCACAACAGUGAGCUGUUCAUAAAUGAUGCACCAAUAAGCUAUGCAAAUGUUGCCACAGACAAAGGAAUUAUUCAUGGAUUGGGAAAAGUUCUGGAAAUCCAGAAGAAUAGGUGUGAUAUUAAUGAUACUGUGAUCAUUGAAAAGUGUGGACUUUGUUUGCAGCCAUCAAGUUGUCCCCCCGGAACAAAAGAAUUGGUAGGGGAGAAGAAAUAUUGUGUCCUCUCUGAAAACAACAGGAGACUGUACACCAUCCAGAUUGGAUGCCAGCCUAAAUGUGCAAAAACCGUCAUUACGAGGGAGUGCUGUGCAGGUUUCUUUGGGCAGCAAUGCCAGCCCUGUCCUGGGAAAGCAGGGAAUGCCUGCUUUGGGAAUGGCAUCUGCAUGGAUGGCAUCAAUGGCACGGGCACAUGUGACUGUGGAGAAGGGUUUGUUGGCACAGCCUGUGAAAGCUGCGUCGAAGGCAAAUACGGCUACAAUUGCAAUCAAGUGUGCACUUGUGUCCAUGGGAAAUGCAACAGCGGGAUUGAUGGGGAUGGCACCUGCGAAUGUGACAUUGGCUGGAGAGGAGUGACAUGCGAGAGCGAAAUCAAAGAUGAUGCAUGUAAUACCUCAUGCCAUACCAGUGCUAACUGCCUCCUUCUACCAAAUGGCACCGCCUAUUGCAAGUGUGCAGCUGGGUUCAAGGGCAACGGGACCUUCUGUGCAGCUAUUGAUGCUUGUGAGACCAGCAAUGGUGGCUGCUCUGCCAAAGCAGAAUGUAGAAAAACAACACCUGGAAAUAGAGUCUGCAUUUGCAAGGCUGGGUACACUGGAGACGGAAUAGUCUGCAUUGAAAUCAACCCUUGUCUAGAGAACAAUGGUGGCUGUGAUAGAAAUGCUGAAUGCACACAGACUGGACCCAAUCAAGCAACAUGUAAUUGCUUGAAGGGAUAUUCUGGAGAUGGUAAAAGAUGCACAUAUAUCAGUCUGUGUUCACAGAAUAAUGGAGGCUGCAGUGAAUUUGCAAUCUGUAAUGACACUGAGCUGACAGAAAGGACCUGCACCUGCAAACGUAACUACAUUGGGGAUGGAUUUAAAUGUCGAGGCAAUAUUUUCCAGGAACUUCUCAGGGACUCUAGAACAUCUAGGUUUUAUUUUCACCUGGAGGCCUUGUCUAUCAGAGAUAUUGCAGGCCCCGGCCCUUUCACUCUAUUUGUACCUCGCACAAAUGUAUUAAACACUGACUCACGAGUUAAGGAUUGGCUUGCCAGGGGAACAAUGGCUCAAAUCCUUCGGUACCAUAUGGUGGGUUGUGCCAGUCUAUUGUACAAUGACCUGACAACAAUUGCAAACGUCACUUCUCUCCAUGGGGACCCUAUACAGAUCAGCUAUUCUCAGAACACUGUGUACUUGAACAAUAAAGCUGAAAUUAUAUCCAGUGAUGCCGUUGGCACAAAUGGUGUGAUCCAUGUCAUAAAUCAAGUUCUGGUCCCACCGCAGAUUCAAGAUUUUCCCUCAGGCAAUAGGAAGGAAAGCCUCAAAAUGGUUGCAGCCAAACAUGGAUACAUCCUGUUCAGCAACUUGCUAGAGAAUAACAACAUGCUCAGUCUGAUUAACGAUCCCAUUCACAAACCUGUCACGCUCUUCUGGCCCACGGAUGCAGCUAUCAGAGGCCUCCCACAGGAACAACGGGACUUCCUGUUCAAAAAGUCCAAUACAGACAAACUGGUGCAGUACCUCAAAUUCCACAUCAUCCGAGAUGCAAAGGUGUUGGCCUACCAGCUCCCCCGCUACAGCUUAUUGAAAACCUUGCAGGGCUCCAACCUCAGUGUUAGCUGUGGGGAUAACAGGGAGGUUGGUGCCCUUUUCCUGAAUGACAGGCGGUGUAAAAUAGUGCAGCGGCAACUGGAGUUUGAUGGAGGUAUCGCAUACGGCAUUGACUGCCUGCUGAUGGACCCCAGCCUCGGGGGCCGCUGUGACAGCUUUUUCACUGUGGAUUUCCCGGGGCAUUGUGUUAGCUGUUACAGUAAUUCUAAGUGCCCUCCAGGGACAAAACCAAAGGAAGGGAUUCACAGAUGUACAUAUGAAUCCUACGGGCUCCGGAGAGACGGCUGCCGCAGAAACUGUUCAAUGGUGAUCCAUACCACAAAGUGCUGCAAGGGUUACUUUGGACGAGACUGCCAAGCUUGCCCAGGAGGGCCAGAGACUCCUUGCAAUAACCACGGCUCCUGUGAUGAUGGGUACUCAGGGACAGGAGAGUGUGACUGUGACAGCGGCUUCAAUGGGACUUCAUGUGAGCUGUGUUUGCCAGGCAGAUAUGGCUCUGACUGCAGACUCUGUGAAUGCAAGGCCCAUGGGCAAUGCGACGAAGGAUACUCUGGAACAGGACGAUGUUUCUGUGAAACAGGAUGGACUGGUCGGCUAUGUGAAACCAAGCUAGCUCUGCUGCCAGUGUGUUCUCCAAGUUGUUCCACCAAUGCUGUCUGUAUGGAAAACAACACAUGUCAGUGCAAGCCAUUUUACAAUGGAGAUGGGAUCACAUGCACAGCUGCAGACCUUUGCAUACAAAACAACGGUGGGUGUCACAAGGCAGCAGACUGCACACAGAUUGGAGUGAAAGUCUUUUGUAGUUGUCAGAAAGGAUACAAAGGAGAUGGCUUUACAUGCCUUCCAAUAAAUCCUUGUGCUGAUGGGUUCAAUGGAGGCUGCCAUGAACAUGCUAUUUGUACAGUCACAGGACCUGAUAAACGCAAAUGUGAAUGUAAAAAUAACUACAUUGGUGAUGGACUGAACUGCUCUGUGAUGCAACUUCCAAUUGACCGCUGUUUGCAAGACAAUGGGCAGUGCCAUCCUGAUGCUGACUGUGCCGAUCUCCACUUCCAAGAUACCACGGUUGGAGUUUUCCAUUUACGGUCUCCACAAGGGCAGUACAAAAUGACUUAUGAGAAAGCGAAAGAGGCCUGCAACAAUGAAUCAGCCACCAUAGCUACAUAUGAUCAGCUGCUGUAUGCUCAGAAGGCAAGAUACCACCUUUGUGCAGCUGGUUGGUUAGACAACGAAAGAGUUGGCUACCCUACUGCCUUUUCCUCCCCAAACUGUGGAGCUGGAUAUGUUGGAAUAGUGGACUAUGGGAAAAGAGUCAACCUGAGUGAAACCUGGGAUGUUUUCUGCUACAGAGAGAAAGAAGUGAACUGCACCUGCAAGACAGGCUACGUGGGAGACGGUUUCUCCUGCAGUGGGAAUUUGCUGCAAGUACUGAUGUCUUUCCCAACGCUGACAAACUUCUUCUCGGAAAUCAUGGCUUACUCUAACAGCUCUAGGAAAGGGAGGGAGUUCCUGCAGUACCUCACAGACCUGUCAGUUCGUGCCACUCUCUUUGCCCCAGAUGAUAGUGGGUUGACAGAAAACGAGACACUUUCCGGGAGAGACAUUGAAUAUCAUUUAUCUAAUGUAAGCGUAAUGUUUUAUGAAGACUUGACCAAUGGAACCACUCUUCUAACGCGAUUAGGGGAAAAACUCCUAAUAACAGACAGCAGAGGCCAGGAAUACCAAGUCCUCACAAAUGAACAGAACAAGAUCAGAUUUGUGGAUGGAAGUGCUAUUGUCCAGUGGGAUAUAAUUGCUUCCAAUGGGAUAAUCCAUGUUAUUUCAGAGCCUUUAAAGGCUCCCCCGGCUCCUGUUUCUCUUCAUGCUAGUUCUGGGACAAGAAUAUUCUUUGGCAUCUUUCUGGUUAUUGGAGUUGUGGCUUUUAUUGGAUAUUCUUACCUCAGAUUCAAGAAGAAAGAUACGGGCUUCUGGCAUUUCAAGUCAAAAGAUGACACUGACGUAACAUCACUGGACAAGUCACAGCCUUCAAAUAUCACCAACCCCUCAUACGAAAGUUCUUCUGCACUGACUCCACCAGAACCUACUUACGAUCUUUUCUCAGAUUCAGAUGACCAGCAGCAGCUUGUGAUGAAUGGUCCUCAUGAUCAGAAUUAAAAGUCUGAAUUUGAAAUUAGUCAAUUAUGAAACACAUUUCUAUUCACAUUUACUGUGUAUAAAUAGCACCUAUUCAUUUCAUGGAAUAAGAUUUCUUGUUAUUAAAAAAGAAAAGAGCGUGAUUUCGUUUAAGAUGCAGUCUAUAGAUUUCAGUGUUACCAAUUUCAGAAGUGUUGGCUAUAUCUAGUAUCUACUAGAAGUACCAAACACAAAAUUAAGUCCCAACUAACCCACUCAGAAGCGAGCAGAAGCUUAUUUCUCUGCCAAAAGCCUAAGACUUUCACUAGCUUGCAGCACUAUUUUACAGCUCUUCUGUACAAAAUUUAAAAUGGCCUUGAACAUACUGCAGUGCUAACUUCACAAAUAACCUAAAUUUACUAGUGCUCUGGCUCCAUGCCUUCAUUUUGGCAUGGUUACAACCUCAACUGGAGAGCAUGAAACAGAAUGUGUUAACUAGCACAAGUGACCUGUAUUUUCUCAGCACUUGAGACAUUUUUUGGAAAAGCAGACAAGAAGUGGACAAAAAGUAGGGAAGAAAUACGUACCUCACCACUUCAUGUUGCAUGUUCAGUUUCUUUUAGUCUGGGAGGAGGAAAAGCUGGUUAAGUACCAUAUUUCUGCCAAGCACAUUAGCACUGCCUGUCAACCAAUACACAGCAGUAGCUGCUGUUUUUACUAUGCUAUUAAAGCAAAUCAAACUUGAGUUUGAUUCUCUUUCAUUUCCUCCCCUCAAAGCCUUAACACCACAGCAAAUUGCGAGAACACUACAGAGACCACAAAACAGCAAGAAGAGAAAGCUGGCGGCAGUAACGUUCACAUAUUACACACUUCUCAUGUGUACUGUGGAAGAGGGUAUCAUUUUAAAAAAGCCUGAGUUCCCUCCAGGAUGCCUCAUCUCAGAAUAAGGUUUUAGGCAAAGCUGCAAAUCACCCAAAGCCAGCGCUGUUCGUGCAGCUAUCAAGCACAAGCAAGGCAACUUAAUGAGAAAGUAUGACCAAAUUGAAGAGACAAACUGAUGACAUUUCCCUAACUCUUCCCCUUCCCCCUCCACAAGAUGCCCUUUUAGUUUUACUUGAAGGUGCUAAAAUUUAGAAAAUGAACACACGCUUACAUGCACACAUAUAUUUGUUCUCCCCUUCUUCCAAAACACCCACAGAAAUCAAGGCUCAUAAGAACCAGGUGAUAAAGUCCAAGCAUUUAUUUUUGUAGUAAUCAUUAAAUAUUUUUAUCACAAAGUUUCAACAGUUCAUUAAACUCU
This is a messenger RNA of Rhea pennata, 8920 nucleotides long. It is a transcript of the gene STAB2, whose product is annotated as stabilin 2. The record is from RefSeq and is a predicted model, not a curated record. The transcript is spliced from 69 exons. Bases 1 to 7662 code for a protein of 2553 amino acids. Gene Ontology annotation, biological process: cell adhesion. Lineage: Eukaryota; Metazoa; Chordata; Aves; Rheiformes; Rheidae. Gene Ontology annotation, molecular function: hyaluronic acid binding; low-density lipoprotein particle receptor activity; low-density lipoprotein particle binding.